Messenger RNA from Fusarium sp. VM40, 1530 nucleotides. Lineage: Eukaryota; Fungi; Ascomycota; Sordariomycetes; Hypocreales; Nectriaceae. The record is from the annotation of a GenBank genome assembly.
AUGUCAACACUAGUCGCUAGCGAGGAUCAUGGAGCAUUUUCACAAGCUACGAUAGUAGAUUCCGCCAAAUCGUGUCUUGAAUCUUUCCAGCAAUGUCUUAACGAUGCCAGCAAGGCUGAGAAGGUCAUUUUGUCCACUGUCUCAAAACUUUCACUGGUUCGAAUCGAAGAUCAGCUUGCAAGAUUUUCUCUUUGGGCAGCCAAUCUCCGCGUUUUUAGCACCAGCCGAGAUUCCUUGGAUAGUCGAUUACGAGAAGCUCCUGAUGUCAAAAAUGCUAUCAUCGGCCUCUUAGAGGCACUCGAUUACCACGCAAAAACCUGCGCUCGCUUCCUUGUCUGUAUCUCUUCACAGUCAACUAGUAAGCCAGUGGAGGAAUGCUUAGAAGACUUCGACAAUGCACUUGACGAGCUACGAAACGAUAUUACCUUGCUUCACAAGACUUCCAACACUAUUCGCCAGGCAAGUAGAGAAAGUCAAAACAUCAAAGCUGCCGAAGUUUUUCAAAUCAGAGAUGAUGAGGGCAACAAUGCUGAGCCAUUCUUGCGGCACCUAUUCUCUAACUACAUACGCGAUCGAUUUCCUCGAACGACCGAAGAUAUCCGUGAACGGCUUGCGGACACAAUGCUUCUUCGGCGCAAGAGGAUUCUUUACCGCAAAGAACGUUACGGAAAGACCUCAAUUCGACUACCACAAGCCGUGCCCAAGCCCGUCAUAUCGCACCCAAGAACAGAGCCAAUAGAAGAAGUGACCCAGGGACGUGUCAAGCGACGAGCUGUGGAAGCACCCAGCCAGAGCCGCAUACAAUCUAUGACCAGAACUGCAACAACUCUUUCGCCUGAGAAGUUCAAAAAGGCUGCUGCACCUUCUGUUAUUUCAGUGUCUAGGACAGUUGCGCUGAGUAGCACUGAUGAACUCUGCUUUCCUCCUCCACCUACGGCUUCCCUGAUGCGGAAGUACAAUAAAGCGAAAAGAGAGAUUGGAAAACAGGAAGAUUACCUAAAUUACUCAAAGUUGGAUGAUGAAGAGUGUCGACAAAAACUUGAGGAAGCCGCAUUCAAACGAGCAAGGGAGCUGAAUGCGGCUUGGAAUAGUUGCAUCGAGGCAGUGGCGGAAGUUACCUGCCCGUAUUGCUUCCACAUACUUCCUAUUCGCGACGUGAUUAACGAGAACAAGUGGAAGCUUCAUGUUAAGAACGACCUUGACCCAUACAGCUGCCUCUUUGAGAAAUGUGACUCUCCAGAUCAUCUUUACUCCCACAGUAGCACCUGGGUGAAGCAUAUGAAAGAGCAUGCCCUACGAUGGCGCUGCAAGUCGAAAGCCCAUGGAGAGUUCCUGGCCAAUAAUAAGACUGAUUAUGUUGAGCACAUGACGACUAGUCAUCCUGGCAAAUUCACUCCAGCCCAACUUGGCAUCUUGGCUGAUCGCAACGCCCAUACAAACGGUGCAUUAUUCACAUCUUGUCCCCUUUGUGGUAUCGACAAAACGGACAAACCAAUGGAACAUCACAUUGUGGGCCAUAUGCGGCUUUGA